GUGAGCGUGCGGCUCUACUCCCAAAUAUCUCACAUCCUAACCGAUAUCACCGAUAGCACCAGCAACCAACCAGUUAUGUGUUUGCCUAAUGCAAUUAACUACUGAUUUGAAAAUUCAGCGGCGAUAAUUGAGUUCGAAAUCAGCCGAAUACACUAAAUGGAUUGAAAGUGUCGCAAUAUCGCAAUAAGUGUUUAGCUAGUGUUUUGUGUGCUUAGUGUUGUUUCUGUGCGAUCCAAGGAUUAGAGACGUGGACGAUGGAGCACGACAGCUUCGAUGAUCCCAUUUUCGGGGAGUUCGGCGGCGGCCCGCUGAACCCACUGGGCGCCAAGCCCCUGAUGCCCACCUCAACGGCCAUGCAUCCCGUGAUGCUGGGCAGUGUCCACGAGUUGUGUAGCCAACAGCAGCAGCAGCAGCAACGACUGCCCGACUGCAACACCAUUCUGCCGAAUGGCGGAGGAGGUGUAGGAGCAGGCUCCGCCGCAGGAGGAUCGCCCAACUAUGUGACCAAGUUGGACUUCGUUAAUAAGAUCGGCUGCUACUCGCCCAGCCAGAAGUACGAGUACAUCAGUGCACCGCAGAAGCUGGUGGAGCACCAUCAACACCAUCAGCACUAUACGGCCACGCCCCCGCCCAGCCACAAUGGCAUCCUGCUGCACAAGCAGUCCUCCCAGCAGCAGCAGCAGCAACAGCAGCAGCUGGUGGGCAUCCUGGACUAUCAUCCACUCAACGGCAAGCUGGACUACUCCUCGUCGCCCAAGGAUCAGUAUGAGCCGCAGCAGCAGCAGCUGCAGCAUCUCUACGGCGGCAGUCCGCAUCAUCUGGACCAUUUGGAUCAUGGCAGUGACGGCUUGCUGCAGGACUCCUCACCCGUAAUGAUCAACGGAGGAUCCGCAGGGGGCAAGCUCAAGAAGCCCGAUGAGAUGUGCUCGCAAUUGGAGGCGGGUGGAGCUGGAGUUACUCCCCCGAGCAGUUCCUCCACGGUGGUUAAUGGCACCACCAAUGGCACCGGCAACACCAACGCCUCCUCCGCCGUCGUCGGCGUUCAGGGGGCGGCGGGCACAGCGGGAGGCGUGGCAGCUCCUGCUCCAAAAAAGGACGGAAGCGGCAGCAAGAAGAAGGGCGAUCCCAAUGGCAUCAAGAAGAAGAAAACGAGAACCACCUUUACUGCCUAUCAGCUGGAAGAGUUGGAGCGAGCCUUUGAACGCGCUCCGUAUCCGGAUGUUUUCGCCCGCGAGGAGCUGGCCAUCAAGCUGAAUCUCAGCGAGUCCCGGGUGCAGGUGUGGUUUCAGAACCGACGGGCCAAGUGGCGCAAGCACGAGCCGCCGCGCAAGACGGGCUACAUCAAGACGAGUACUCCGCCGACGGCGACGCUCAAUCCCGGAACCCUAGCCCCGCCGUUCACCAGCUAUCCGCAGACCACGACGGUCACGCCGCCGGGCAGCAUGGACAGCUGGACCAGCUACCAGACGCCCUACGAGCUGACGCCCCAGUUCAGCCUGCUCUCGCCGGCGGCCAGUCCGUAUGGCACCUAUUCCGGCCAGUACGGUGCCUAUGUGCACGAAAGCCAGCUCUUCCCGAUGCGGCACUACGAGUACGGCAGUCCCACGCGCAUGGAAAUGGGCGCCACAUCCGGUUCGGUGGCCGGAAACGGAGAUGAGGCGGUGCCGAAUGGCGGAAGCUAUCAGCCGGCGGAACUGCAGAACGCCCAGCAGCAGCAGUUGGCCGACGGCACCCUGGUCACCGUCCAUGCCCACCAACAACAGCAGCAGGCACAGCAGCAGCAACUCAAUGGCAAGUACCUGAGUGCCGAGGAGGCCAAGUACGUGCACCUGCAAUGCCAUCAGAGUGGAACCGGCUUGGAGCUGAGUCCUGGCGCCAGCUGUCACCUGGUGGAGGCGCAGGGCCAGCACUAUGUGACCACGGCGACGGGGGGAGCUGCGUCCGCAGGCGGGACUAGCAGCGAUGACAACGACAGCGGCGGCAUGCAGACUGUGAUCAAGAGCGAGGAGGUCGCCCAGCAGCAACAGCAGCAGCAGGCACAGAGCUACGUCCUGCCGCCUUUUUUGCACUGAGAGAAAUGCUCACACACCGGCGACAGCAACAGCAACAACACCAGCGACGCUGGGCCACGCCCACCAACAUGCCGAGCGCCCGUUUCCGGCGGCCAUUUUGAAGGGCCGGGGGCGUGGAGUGUGCAGCAUUUCCAAUUGUGCUCCUCC
Molecule: messenger RNA, 2219 nt
Organism: Drosophila teissieri
Lineage: Eukaryota; Metazoa; Arthropoda; Insecta; Diptera; Drosophilidae
Product: pituitary homeobox homolog Ptx1
Exons: 2
Coding region: 255-2072 (605 amino acids)
Biological process (GO): regulation of transcription by RNA polymerase II
Molecular function (GO): RNA polymerase II transcription regulatory region sequence-specific DNA binding; DNA-binding transcription factor activity, RNA polymerase II-specific
Source: RefSeq, a predicted model, not a curated record